Molecule: messenger RNA, 772 nt
Organism: Didymodactylos carnosus
Lineage: Eukaryota; Metazoa; Rotifera; Eurotatoria; Philodinida; Philodinidae
Source: the annotation of a GenBank genome assembly
AUGUCGUCUCCUCAAAGUCGUAAUAAUAGUUUGAGUGGUCAGUUAAAUCCAUCACUUCGUGAAAGUCGUCUAAUUACUAAUGAUAAUUGGCAGAAAUUAGGAGAAAAUAUUGAAAUGAUUGAUUCUGGUUUUAUUGAUUUCAAAGAUGUUCAACAAGCAUUAGAAUCUAUGAGUUUAAAAAUUCCAAAAUAUCAAUUAACUCAUAUAUUACAGACCAAUUAUGGAAAUAGAAGUGAAAAAAAAAUAUCAAAAGAAGAAUUUGAAAAGUUAUAUUACGAUCUUUUACCACAAACAAAUGUAGGAAUUACAUAUGGUACACAUGUUAAAAAGAAAGAAAAUGUUGAACGAUUUACUCGAAGUAAUACACUUGAUGAAAAUGAAACAGGAACAAAAAAUAAUUCAGCAGAAACAACGUCAUCCGUUUAUCAUACAGCAACAACUGAAGAACGUAUUGCAUUUACCGAUUGGAUUAAUAAAAAUUUAGCUGAUGAUUCAUUUUUACAAUUAAAAAAAAAUCCAAUUGAUCCAAAUGAUCCACAAGCACUUUAUCAACGAUGUGUAGAUGGUGUUGUACUCUGUAAAUUGAUUAACAAAGCUGUUCCAAAUACCAUUGAUGAACGUGCAAUUAAUAUGGAUACAAAAUUAGAUAUAUUUCGUCAAGGAGAAAAUUUAGAAUUAGGUAUAAUCAUCCUAUUAAUUCAGCACGAGGUAUCGGAUGUAAAGUAAUUAAUAUUCAUGUUGAAAAUAUAUCACGAGGAAUACCGCAUCUUAU